Messenger RNA from Prunus mume (Japanese apricot), 933 nucleotides. Lineage: Eukaryota; Viridiplantae; Streptophyta; Magnoliopsida; Rosales; Rosaceae. The record is from RefSeq and is a predicted model, not a curated record.
AUGGAAGAACAGAACAUAAGGUACCUACAAGAUUUUCUAUGUCAUAGUAAGUUAAACUUGGAGAUUUGUAUUAUAAUAACAAAGGACCACAAAGCACGUUUGCGUGGUUGUUACGAUGAAACCAUUGAGUUUUCCAGUGAUGAAUUUGUACGAAUCAUUCUAGUAGAUGCUGCCUUCAUCAUUGAGGUCUUAUUGAGGUGGAGUUUCCGCGAAUUGCUGGAUGAGAAUGACUGGACAUUUUACAGACCAGUUACAAUGGCAGUUUCAAAUUUAUUAGACAUGCAGAUGCUUGAAAAUCAACUGCCAUUCUUCAUUCUUAACCCAGACAAAGACAAACUCCCUAUGUGUGAUGAGAGUCUUUCAAUACUUGAUCUUUCUGUCAAGUUCUUCCAGGAUCCCAUGUUUCGAGAGGAAACUGACGAUUUAUUUGAAGUAGAACAUUUUGUUGGUUUAGUAAGAGCUUUAUGUAGACCGAAUUUUGAACUUUCAGCAGAACUCAAAACCAUCACCAUACCAAGCAUGACAGAGCUACAUCAAGCAGGAGUCACAUUUAUGGUAGGGUCAAGCAAAAAUUUAUUCGACAUACGAUUCACCAAUGGGAUUUUGGAAAUUCCAAAAUUGAAAAUAUCCCCGGCAAUAGAGUUUGUAAUUAGAAAUAUCCUUGCAUUUGAACAAUGCCAUAUGCAUUGUGAUGAAAAUUACAUAAAUGAUUAUGUUGUCAUCAUGGAUCGUUUUGUGAACACCCCAAAGGAUGUGGAGUUGCUUGUUGAGCAUGGAAUAGUUGAAAAUCUGCUAGGUGACAGCACCGGAGCUGAACAAGUAGUGCAGAACGCCCUGUCACAGAUGGAAGAUAAAGAUCACUUCUACUAUGCCACUCUUUGCGAGGACCCGAUCAAGAUUUGUAACCCUAUUUUCUUCUCCAUUUUUGUAUGA